Messenger RNA from Quercus robur (English oak), 1780 nucleotides. RefSeq lists its product as uncharacterized. Bases 71 to 1219 code for a protein of 382 amino acids. The transcript is spliced from 2 exons. NCBI's taxonomy places the organism in Eukaryota, Viridiplantae, Streptophyta, Magnoliopsida, Fagales, Fagaceae. The record is from RefSeq and is a predicted model, not a curated record.
UUCCUAAUCUUUUUCUCACAGUCUCAUCCGUCAUCUCCAACUCUCUUCCUCUCUUCACGACAGAGCCUCCAUGGCCAUGGCCGAAGAUUCUUGGCUGGACCUCCAUGCCACCACCGCAAGCCACAUGAACUACCAACGUGGUGGCUCUCUUCCUCUCCAUUUCAAAAAUUUCCUCAAUCUAACCAUAGCCCCACGCGGGAAAAGAGGUGCUACACGCGGCCGAGGCGGGGGUCGUAUCAGCUUGGUAUCAGAGCAGGUUAUGGCUGAGGAUCGGGUGGACAGAUUGGAAGGUGAGGUUAACAACUUGACUUCCAUGGUUUCGGAACAACAGAAGAUGAUGAAGGAGAUACAGGAAAUGCUUGCUGCAAUGCAUACUCGUUUUGGCAACCUUUCGAGUAAUCAUAGCAGUGAGAGUUCUCACAAGCGUGGUGAGGGGGAAAGGUCUUCAGGUAGAUUCAACUCUGGACCAUCCGGCUCACAUGGUGCUGUCAUUCCAAGGGUGACAAAACUAGAUUUCCCACGCUUCAACGGAAAUGAAGAUCCAACUAGUUGGAUCUGCCGUGCAGAGCAAUUUUUUGAAUUCCAAAAUAUUGCUGAGGAAGAAAAAAUUUCAUUGGCUGCCUACCAUUUGGAGGGGGAAGCACAAUUAUGGUAUCAAUUACUAAAGGAAGAAGAGAGAGUGAUCACUUGGCCUCUCCUCAAAGAAGGCUUGUACACACGUUAUGGCCCAACAGAGUUUGAUGACUUCUUUGGUGAUCUAACGAAGCUUAGGCAAAUGGGAUCUGUGAGAGAGUAUCAAAGCCAAUUUGAAAGAUUGCUUAGCAGAGUAGGAAAAUUACCACCGGCACAACAAGUGGGUUGCUUCAUUAGUGGCCUUAAAGAACAUCUACGAAUUGAUGUUCAAGCCCUCAAACCGGCUUCCUUAUCUGCUGCAGUGGGCUUAGCUCGCCUCUAUGAAGCCAAGUCCCAGUUUCAACAUCAACAACCUCCAUCUGAAGAAAAUGAAGAGCCUUUGCCUCCAUCUCUUAGCAAAGUGAGACCUACUACUAAGACUAUCAAGAAACUUACACCUACUGAACUGAAAGAGAGGCGAGACAAGGGCUUGUGCUUUAAUUGUGAUGAGAAAUUUGCACCAGGUCAUCAAUGUAAGAAGCUAUUUUUUAUUGAGGUGGGUUGGCCGGAUGAGCAUGGAGAAGGAUCCCUUGAGGACAAGGGAUGAUUUUAAGGGGAAGGGAGUGUUACGAACCAGCUGGUUGAAGUGGAUUUAGACAGUAGUUCAGAUCAGAUUAUGCAGCACAGUUCAGAUUAUGUAGCACAGUUGUUACUAUCUCUUGGCUGCUCUGGAUGAGUGUUAUCUGCUGCACAAGAUUGGUUCUAGCUUGUUAAAGUUAUCUGAUUGUUUAGGAUUUGUUUAGGAGUUAUUAAUGGUUAUCUUAUUUAUGUUUAUAGGGUUGCUUUUCAAAUAAUGACUCUGCUUGGGUGUGUCCAACAAAAAUAGGAGUUGGAAAUAGGAUAGGACUUGAUGUUAUUUUAUCUUUAUCAUUAGGAAUGCAUUGUAUGCUCAGUUGGAGGCUAUUUAUAGCCUACGUUUAUUAAUAAGAAGCAUCUGAAUAUUGCAGUAAAACAAUCAAGCUUUUGCUUGUUAAGGAGGUCCCGGUUAUCCCUCGAAGCAUAACCAGAAAUUUAUCCUUCUUCUUUUCUGUUAAAUUCCAGAAUUUCCUCAAUCUAACCAUAGCCCCACGCGGGAAAAGAGGUGCUACACGCGGCCGAGGCGGGGGUC